GGUACAACAAAUGUAGAAUAGUAGUAUAUAUACAAAGGGCCCUCAUUUAUCGGGCCUAAAAAUGGUCAGGACCGGGCCUGAGUACACUGAAGACACCAAAUGAAACUCAAACUUUAACUUUCUUCCUCCAAUGGUGAUUUGGUGAAAGUACCCAGAUUCUCUCCAAACGAAAAAUCCCCGUCAUCUAACAGAACCUUGCUAUACAGUAGUAUAUAACAAAAAGUCUACGUGAUUUGAGUUGUUCAAAGUUUCUGCAUUUUGGUCGUCGAGUUCGCCCAUACUUCUGCCUUUCAUCUCUUUAGUUGAUCAUAUUGGCUGUUGAUUUUCAUUGUUCAAAGUUCAUGUUAUCUGAUGCAACCAAUUGCAUCCCUGAAGGCUGAAGCACCAAACCAAAUUCAUUAGCCCUGAAGAAGAGUUGUACUAAUUAAAUUUAGAGUAGGCUUGACUGCAUUUGUGCACACCACCUGCUCGACGUUUUACCCCAAAAAGCUCUGUCAUUUCAUUUCAUGAUGCGCUUCAAAGGGUAUUUUCUAAACAAUCUAGCAGUAUUGGGUUCAAUCCCAUUUCAAGAAUCAGGCCAUAUGUUGGUACAAAUUAGGCAUAAAACAAGUGGAGGUAGAAAACCCAAAAAGAAAAUCUAUUAUAGGGUACAUGAACUUGACAAAGUCAUGGACCUCCAAAAAAAACCAGCUGUGAUCCUACAACUUAAGGACAUCAUUCAAUCCCAGAAAAGCAAAUGUAUUCUUCUUAGGGACCUUGAAAAGGAAGUUGGGUUUGUGCAGAAAUGGAAUUGUAUGGCUGUUAUUGAGAAGUACCCUACAAUUUUUAAUGUUAGUGGUGGUAAUCGAAUUCCUAUCUCAGUUCGGCUUACUGAGAAAGCACAACGAGUUGCUGCUGAAGAAGAUGAAGCCAAGAUACUUAUGGAGCCUAUUUUGGUUAAGAACUUGAGGAAGUUGCUGAUGUUGACUGUUGAUAGUAGAGUGCCACUGGAAAAAGUUGAACUUAUUGAGAGUGAAUUGGGUUUGCCUGUAGAUUAUAAGGAAUCGUUGAUUCCUAAGUAUCCGGAGUUCUUUUCAGUGAAAGAUGUUAAUGGAAAGGCUUAUUUAAACCUAGAAAGUUGGGAUUCUUCACUAGGAGUAACUGUUAGAGAGGAGAGUUUAAUUCAGGAAAGGGUGUUGCAGGAUGGAGGGAAAGGAAAGAAAGUUAAGAUAUCAAGGGAUGGGAAUUAUCCCGGUCCUCAUGCAUUUCGCAUUAGCUAUCCUGCUGGUUUUAGGCCGAAUACGGGCUUCCUUGAAGAACUUGAGAGAUGGCAGAGAAUGGAAUUUCCUUCUCCAUACUUAAAUGCAAGAAGGUUUGAUCCAGCAAAUCCAAAGGCUCGGAAAAGAGUUGUGGCGGUGCUCCAUGAGCUUCUAAGCUUGACCAUUGAGAGGAGGAUGACAUCCGUUCAAAUGAGUGCUUUUCAGUCUGAGUUGCUCUUACCUGCUAGGCUAUUACUUUGCUUGAUUAAGCAUCAUGGUAUCUUCUAUAUCACCAACAAGGGUGUACGAAGUACUGUUUUCCUUAAGGAAGCAUAUGAUGGUUCAAAUCUAGUUGAAAAAUGCCCUAUAUUGAGAUUCAAUGCCAAAUUUGCAGCACUUAGCGGUAGGAAAGAUUCAAAUUUCUCAGAUGGUAGCAGUCAAAAGAAUUCGGACUCUCCAAUAUAAGAACGAAAGUGAUUGCCUAUGAACUAGACCUAAACAAUGCUCCUUGUUAAUUUUGUGAGGUAUGUCCUUAAAGUUAAUAUGUGAGUGAAAGCCUUCUGCAAUGACUUUCUUGGAACUUGUUCACAGUUCUCGAGGAUUAGAAAUUAAUAAGAUUGUCUUAGUACUUGGAUCCAAUAAGCUUAAAAGCUCUCAAUUUGUCUAUGUUCUCCAAUAUCUUGGUAGAAAUAUAUUAUAAUGUGAGUAUGUAACCGCAAUCGACUUUUUAGCCAAUUUUCGACAAAAACCCAUGAGUAAGAUAAUUAGAUGAAACAUCAGGAAACUCAAAGUUUGUGCAAUUUGGUCGUCGAAUUUUUCCAUACUCCUGGAUUUCAUCAUUUUAAUUGAUCAUAUUGGCUGCCGAACCAUGCUCAUGAUUCAUGAAGCAUCAAACUUAUUAGCCAUUAAGAGUAAUACUAUGCUAAUUUAGAGUAGCCUUGAAUGCACUUGCACACAGCACACAACCUGCUCGACGUUUGGCCUCAAAAGCUUUUUCAUUUUAUUUCAGAAUGCGCUUCAAAGGGUAUUUUCUGAACAAUCUAUGUAACAAACCAGACCUCCUGCCUUCUACAAGAGUGAUAAUACUAGCAACAACAGUAAACACAGCAAGAACAGAAGAAUUGACACAGAAUUAUAGAUAGAUUGAUUAAUGAGAACAAGGUUUACAAGAUAAGUCAGGGCUUUCGAGAGGCCAAGAUCUCUCCUAAUUACUCUAGUAAUCACUCAAUUUCUGGAUACCUUCACCCUUUCUUUCCUCUAUUAUUUAUAUAGUUAUAUCUCUCCCAAGUCCCCUAAUUCCUGCUCCUAAGGACACCUCACCAUCCAGCUCAUUCAUUCUUGGGACUCCAGAAUCUUCCCUGCCAUGCCCUGAUUAUUCUCUGCCCAUUCAGUCUGUUUGGCAGGUGGCCGUUGCUCCUCUCUUUCUCCUUGUGGUCCCCUCUUGCCACGUCUAUGUAGGUUAUCAAUAUGGGUGGGCGAGGUGGAUUUGUUGCAAUCUAGCAGUACUGGGUUCGAUCCCAUUUCAACAAUCAGGCCAUAUGUUGGUACAAAUCAGGCAUAAAACAAGUGAAGGUAGAAAACCCAAAAAGAAAUCUAUUAUAGAGUCUGAGUUGCUCUAAUCUGCUAGGCUGUUACUUUGCAUGAUUAAGCAUCAUGGUAUCUUCUGAAGUAUAUCACCGUUCCUCAUUCACCAACAUGGGUGUCCAAAGUACUGUUAUUCUUAAGGAAGCAUAUGAUGGUUCAAAUUUUAUUGAAAAUGGCCUUUAUUGAGAUUCAAUGUCAAAAGAAAUGAGAUUCUUGUCAGCAAUACAAGAAAGAAACUGACUGCCUGUGAACUAGACCUAACUAAUGCUUCAUGUUGAUUUUAUGAGGUCUGUCCUUUGAGUUAAUGUUGUGUGUUCCCAAUGGAUGCCUUCUGCAAUGAUGUAAUCUUCACAGUUCGCGAGGGCUAGAAAUUAAUAAGGUCAGAUUCUUUAUUGUUUAUACCAACUAGGGCAUUGUGUUACAUUGAAGUCAGCUAGUGUACUUUCCUAUUACUGGCUUUUUAUUGUAAAGUUGCUAUACAUUUAGAUAAGAGUAUUGCUAUUCAUUGUAGGUUAAGUUAUUGUUUUUUCGCAACACGAUUCUUGGGUAUUGUGUGUUGGUUGACAUCAACUACAUAUAUUAUUUGUUAAAUCAGAUUACAAGUGUGGAAACAUAUAGCAAUAGA
Molecule: messenger RNA, 3447 nt
Organism: Beta vulgaris subsp. vulgaris (sugar beet)
Lineage: Eukaryota; Viridiplantae; Streptophyta; Magnoliopsida; Caryophyllales; Amaranthaceae
Product: protein WHAT'S THIS FACTOR 1 homolog, chloroplastic
Exons: 1
Coding region: 507-1703 (398 amino acids)
Molecular function (GO): RNA binding
Source: RefSeq, a predicted model, not a curated record